Messenger RNA from Hemibagrus wyckioides, 945 nucleotides. It is a transcript of the gene pcgf1, whose product is annotated as polycomb group ring finger 1. Gene Ontology annotation, cellular component: PRC1 complex. Lineage: Eukaryota; Metazoa; Chordata; Actinopteri; Siluriformes; Bagridae. The coding region runs from base 63 to 845 and encodes 260 amino acids. The record is from RefSeq and is a predicted model, not a curated record. Gene Ontology annotation, molecular function: promoter-specific chromatin binding. The transcript is spliced from 9 exons. Gene Ontology annotation, biological process: negative regulation of transcription by RNA polymerase II.
ACUGCGCGCCACCACCGAACAUGCCCACUCCCGUUACCCGGAAGUAAGCAGAAUUCCCAAAGAUGGCGGAGCAAGGUCCAAUGGCGAUAGCUAUGCGGCUAAGAAAUCAACUACAGAACGUUUAUAAGCUUGAUCCUUUAAGAAACGAGGAAGAAGUAAAGAUAAAAAUCAAGGACCUGAAUGAACACAUUGUGUGCUACCUGUGUGCAGGAUAUUUCAUCGAUGCCACGACUAUUACCGAGUGUCUUCACACCUUCUGCAAGAGUUGCAUUGUGAAAUACCUCCAAACCAGCAAAUAUUGUCCAAUGUGUAACAUCAAAAUUCAUGAAACACAGCCCUUGCUAAAUCUUAAGUUGGACAGAGUAAUGCAAGACAUAGUUUACAAACUUGUUCCAGGUCUGCAGGAGAGUGAAGACAAGAGAAUCAGGGAAUUUUAUCAAUCAAGAGGUCUUGAGCGCAUCAUACAGCCAUUAGGGGAUGACUCAUUGCCAGAUAAUACAGGAUUACCGUACACCAGCUUUGAUCACUCUAAAGCGCAUUUUUACAGAUAUGAUGAACAAGUCUCACUAUGUCUUGAGAGACAAAGCUCAUCGUUAUCUGGAAAAGACAAAAAUAAGUUAACUUUACAGAAGUUUGUUCGCUGUUCUGUCCGAGCCGAGGUCCGACACCUGAGGAAAGUCCUGUGCCAUCGACUCAACGUGGAGAGACAUCAGGUCCAGAUGCUUUUUAAUAAUGAAUGUCUACCAGAUCACAUGACCAUGAAGCGUCUCUGGCUGUCACACUGGUUUGGAAAGGCUCAACCACUGGUUCUUCACUAUGCCAUCAAGGACAAGAGAGCAAGAUAGGAUAGUAAAAUAGUAUCUACUGGUGUACAUAUUUUGUAUUUCACAUAUUCUAUUUUAAUAGUUUUUUCUCUGCAUAUAUACUUAUUUUUGUUUUGUAUUU